Molecule: messenger RNA, 3157 nt
Organism: Grus americana (Whooping crane)
Lineage: Eukaryota; Metazoa; Chordata; Aves; Gruiformes; Gruidae
Gene: ASMTL
Product: acetylserotonin O-methyltransferase like
Exons: 13
Coding region: 166-2061 (631 amino acids)
Molecular function (GO): O-methyltransferase activity; nucleoside triphosphate diphosphatase activity
Source: RefSeq, a predicted model, not a curated record
CUGCUCGUCCCUAGGGGCUGCCCAUCUUCGCCCGUGGGGCCUCCGCGGCUCGCAGGGACGGUCCCGGCCCGGCUCCGCCCUGCGGCUCCGGCGCCAUAUAAAGGCGCCGCCACCAUCCCCCGCCCCGAUCUGAGCGGAGCGGGAGGUUGAGGCCGAGCGGCCGCCAUGGUGUUGAACCCGGUGCUGGGGAAGCUGGUCAGCAAGAGGGUGGUGCUAGCCAGCGCCUCGCCGCGCCGGCAGGAGAUCCUCACCAACGUGGGCCUGCGGUUUGAGGUGGUUCCAUCCUGGUUUAAGGAGACGCUUGAAAAGUCAUCUUUUGCAGCCCCUUAUGAGUAUGCUGUGGAAACAGCAAAACAGAAAGCUCUUGAAGUAGCAAACAGAAUGCACGUAAAACACCUGAGAACACCUGAUGUUGUCAUAGGAGCAGACACUAUUGUGACUGUGGAUGAGCAAAUCCUGGAGAAACCAGUUGAUAAGCAAGAUGCGUAUAGGAUGCUGUCAAGGUUGAGUGGGAAAGAGCACAGCGUGUUCACAGGAGUGGCUAUUGUACAUUGCAGCAGUAAAGAUAAUCAGCUAGAGACAGAAGUCACUGAUUUCUAUGAAGAGACUAAAGUAAAAUUUUCUGAACUGUCAGAAGAGCUCUUAUGGGAAUACAUUCAUAGCGGGGAGCCAAUGGACAAGGCUGGUGGAUAUGGAAUCCAGGCCCUUGGUGGAAUGUUAGUUGAGUAUGUCCAUGGAGACUUCUUGAACGUGGUGGGAUUUCCUCUGAAUCACUUUUGCAAAAAGCUAGCAGAAUUGUACUAUCCACCCCCUAAACAUAAUGUACAACACAAAAAGUAUGACUCUAUCCCUUCUGUGGACACUUUUGAGAACCUAAGUGAUGGAGAAAGUGAAUCUUCAAAUUUCACAGAGCACAAAGGUGCUAGCAAGUUGGACAGCAGUGGGAUGUGUUCCUCAGGAGCUAUUUACAAUUCUGAAACCAAUUCUAGUGUCAGAGCUGGUUUUAUGGUACCUUUGGAAAAUCAGAAUGGAGUGUCAGAAAGCGCAGCAAAACUUCCAUCUAAAAUUCUAGAGCUGAUGGAUGGGUUUAGAGCUUCAAAGGCUCUGUUUGUAGCAUCUAAGCUGAAGAUAUUUGAUCAUCUGAAAGAUAAAUGUCCACUGAAAGCUGUGGAUAUUGCAAAUGAGGUUGGAACCUCUAUAUGUGGAACAGAAAGACUCCUUGAUGCAUGUGCUGCUCUUGGAUUACUGGAGAAAACACCACAAGGUUACAGUAAUACAGAUUCAGCAAAUACAUACCUGACCUUAGAUGGUGAAUACUCACUUCAUGGCUACAUUAUCCACUCUAAUGACCACCUUUGGCCUCUCUUCACAAACUUGGAGUCUGCUGUCAAAGAAGGCAGCAGGCAGAACCAUCGAGCCUUUGGAAGGAAAGCAGAGGAUUUAUUUAAGGACUAUUAUCACAGCCAGGAGGUGAAGCAACGUUUUAUGGCUGCCAUGCACAGCAUUGCGCACCUGACAGCAAGAGACGUGGCUACAGCAUUUGAUCUUUCACAGUUUAAAUCUGCGUGUGAUUUAGGAGGUUGCACUGGAGCUCUGGCUCAUGAAUUAGUACAAAUAUACCCAAAUCUCAAGGUCACAGUAUUUGACCUUCCAGAAGUCAUUGCAAACACCUCUUACUUUCAGCCUUCCAGACAACACACAGCUCCUGUGACAUUUGUAUCAGGGGACUUCUUCGAGGAUAAUCUUCCAGAAGCAGAUCUUUACAUUCUUUCACGUGUUCUUCAUGACUGGCCUGAUGAAAAGAUAAAUGUGCUGUUAAGCAAGAUAUCAUCUGUUUGCAAACCAGGCUGUGGGAUUUUGCUGGCUGAAAUGGUAUUGGAUGAUGACAAGAAGAACAGGAGCACAGUUCUGCUGCAGUCUUUGAACAUGCUUGUGCAGACAGAGGGAAAGGAGAGAAGUGGCUCUGAAUAUCGAGAAUUACUGGAACAACAUGGAUUCACAAAUGUCAAAAUCAGAUUGACGGGAAAUUUGUUAGAUGUUGUUCUCUGUGUUAAGACCUAGAAAAAAUGGAUUUAGUAGUAAAAUCUGGAUGUUUCUAGUCAUGUUUGAUGCUUUGUAAUUAUGCAAAUACAUUCUCAGUUUCCCAUCAAUAUCAUAAACAAGAAAUGUUAUGUCAGCUUUCUGAGGUUACGUUUAAAAAGGAGGAGAGAUUGAUUGCAUUUACUUGAGUAAAAUGAUGCUAGAAGAUUCUUGCAUCAUUUGAUGGCAGCGAUACUGUGGCUACACACCACCUGUAGCACCCUCAGAAACAAGUCUCCAACCAGAAGUGGUAUCAGCAGCCUGUCAUGGUUUUACCCCAGCUGGCAGCUGAGCACCACGCAGCCGCUUGUUCACUCUUCCCCAUUGGGAUGGGGGAGAAAAUUGGAAAAGUUAAAGUGAGAAAACUCGUGGGUUGAGAUAAAGACAUUUUAAUAGGUAAAGCAAAAGCUGCGCGCACAAGCAAAGCAAGACAAGGAAUUCAUUCACCACUUCCCAUGGGCAGGCAGGUGUUCAGCCAUCCCCAGGAACGCAGGGCUCUGUCAUGCGUAACAGUUACUUGGGAAGACAAACGCCAUCACUACGAACGCCACCGCCCUCCCCCUCCCCAGUCCCUCCUCUUCCCUAAGCCUCUUAUAAACUGAGCAUGACAUCAUAUGGUAUGGAAUACCCCUUUGGUCAGUUUGGGUCAGCUGUCCUGUCUGUGUCCCCUCCCAACUUCUUGUGCACCCCCAGCCAUCCCACUGGCAGGGCAGUGCGAGAAGCAGCAAAGGCCUUGGCUCUGUGUGAGCACUGCUCAGCAAUAGGUCCAUAGAACAAAAACAUCUCUAUAUUAUCAACUCUGCUUCCAGCACAAAUCCUAAACAUAGCCCCUUGCUAGCUGCUAUGAAGAAAAUCAACCCUCUCAGCUGAAACCAGGACAUUAUCCACCCCUGAGACUAAGAGUCUCAUGCUCUACGGCAGUAUUCAUGUUGCUGAGAAAUCAGGUUUCUUCAUACUUGGUGCAAUUAGAAUAGUCCAGGUUUUAGACCAGCACAUGUUGCUUGGCCCCUGUUUCAGGAGGUUAAAGCAGGUGUCAUGUCAAUACUCCAUCACCAUCCAUUUUUGUAUCGUUUUAUGU